GUUGGGUACCAGAUCCGCUUUGAGAGCAGCCGCACCACAGCUACCAAACUGCUGUUCCUGACCGAGGGUCUCCUGCUCCGGCAGAUCCAGCGGGACGCUUCCCUGGGCCAGUACCAGGUGCUGAUCGUGGACGAGGUGCAUGAGAGACACCUGCACUGUGACUUCCUGCUGGGAGUGCUGCGUUCCCUUCUGCCCCUGCGCCCAGACCUGCGGCUGGUCCUCAUGUCGGCCACCAUCAACAUCAAACUCUUCUCCAGCUAUUUCAACAGUGCACCUGUUCUGCAGGUGCCAGGCAGACUCUUCCCCAUUCAGGUGAUCUACCAGCCCAUUCCUCCAGAAGAGCAGGUGUCCCGCUCGGAGAAACUGGACCCGCGGCCGUAUCUGCGUGUGCUGCAGGGUAUUGACCAGCGGUACCCGCCGGAGGAGAGAGGAGACCUGCUGCUGUUCCUCAGCGGAGUGGCUGAGAUCUCCACCAUCCAGGAGGCCUGUCAGACAUACGCCACACACACUCAGCGCUGGAUCGUCCUCCCUCUGCACAGCACUCUCUCACUGGCCCAGCAGGAUAAGGUACUUCUGCACCAGAGCAG
This is a messenger RNA of Sinocyclocheilus rhinocerous, 587 nucleotides long. Its product is annotated as probable ATP-dependent RNA helicase DHX34. NCBI's taxonomy places the organism in Eukaryota, Metazoa, Chordata, Actinopteri, Cypriniformes, Cyprinidae. Gene Ontology annotation, molecular function: RNA binding; helicase activity. Gene Ontology annotation, cellular component: intracellular anatomical structure. The record is from RefSeq and is a predicted model, not a curated record. The annotation marks the transcript as partial. The transcript is spliced from 2 exons.